GACUAUAGAUCCCGUUGGUUCUCGCCUGGGCUAUGUCAAUACACAAGAGCCAGGGACAGACAAUCCAACGGGUGAAGGUCGACCUCGAGAAGGUCUUUGAGAAAGGUGCGCUGUCGGGUCCUCCUUCACCCGCGCUCGCUAAUAUCACCUCUUGCAGGCCAAAGUUAUGUCGCUCUCUCCCGCGCAGCGUCCAUGGAAGGCCUGCAGGUCCUACGCUUUGACGCGAAGAAGGUUAUGGCACAUCCGAAGGUCAUCGAGUGGGCGAAGACGCUUGGGCAGGCAGGCUCGUCGUGAGGGUGGACAGCUGGGGUGACUCUGUAGAUAGCAUACGAACAUUAAGUUUAUCGAUUAAGCUAUCAUGACAUGCACAACUGUCGUAUUCUACAUAGACUUCAUGAACCACUGGAGAUUAUUACCUUCUAAUAGAUCACACGGGUACGC
Messenger RNA from Phanerochaete carnosa HHB-10118-sp, 441 nucleotides. RefSeq lists its product as uncharacterized. The transcript has a single exon. NCBI's taxonomy places the organism in Eukaryota, Fungi, Basidiomycota, Agaricomycetes, Polyporales, Phanerochaetaceae. The coding region runs from base 33 to 221 and encodes 62 amino acids. The record is from RefSeq and is a predicted model, not a curated record.